Chilo suppressalis (striped riceborer) is the source of this 1134-nucleotide messenger RNA. The record is from the annotation of a GenBank genome assembly. Lineage: Eukaryota; Metazoa; Arthropoda; Insecta; Lepidoptera; Crambidae.
AUUUGGAUUCGAAUUUUAAGUGUUCACGUUUUUGUCUUUUGUUUUAUUUUAUUUCCAAAUAAAAUAAUAAUGGAUAGCAUAAAUGAUGCAGAAAUGUCUAAUAUUGGUGAUGUUCUCAACGAUACAACGAGACCCAUGAAGGAGCGGUUUAGAGCUUUGUUUACUUUGAGAAACUUAGGCGGCGAAUCCGCAAUCAAGUGUAUUAGCAAGUGUUUCAAUGAUGAAUCAGUACUUUUAAAGCAUGAACUAGCUUAUUGUUUGGGUCAAAUGCAGGAUAAGAGGGCCAUACCAGCACUGAGAGCCGUUCUUGAGGAUAAACAACAGGACCCCAUAGUUCGCCAUGAAGCAGGGGAAGCACUAGGAGCGAUAGGUGAUCCAGACCUCCGUGAGUUAUUAGAGCGAUACAAAGAUGACCCUGCAGUAGAAGUAGCUGAGACAUGUCAGAUAGCACUGGAAAGGCUUAACUGGGUAGCAAAGGAUGGUGCCAGCGAGAAGUUAUCAAAGAGUCCAUAUUCAUCGGUAGAUCCGGCACCGCCAAGCAGUGAGAAUGAUGUACAAACAUUAAAGCACACUAUGAUGAAUGAGUCUAAACCUUUGUAUGACAGAUAUAGGGCUAUGUUCAGUCUAAGAAAUAUGGCUACCACUGAAAGUAUUAUUGCUUUGGGUGAAGGAUUCAAAGCAAGCAGUGCACUCUUCAGGCAUGAAGUAGCAUUUGUAUUUGGUCAGAUGCAGGAUGAGAGAAGCAUUCCAUUUCUGAAAAUGGCCUUGGAGGACACAAAAGAGCAUGAAAUGGUGCGACAUGAAGCGGCUGAAGCCUUGGGGUCAAUAGCGACUGAUGAAUGCAUUCAAGUAUUGCAGAGAUACCUUCACGAUCCAAGGCCAGUUGUCAGGGAGAGCUGCGAGGUGGCUUUAGACAUGUCUGAAUAUGAGAAUAGCCCUGAAUUCCAGUAUGCUAACACUUUACUAGCGGUUAAAGCACAGGGCUAAAUCAGAUGCACAAUAUCCAAUGACUUUACAUUUGUGUUGACAUCUUAGAAAAAAAUGCUUGAACCAUGUCCCAGCAUUUUGUACAAUAUGAAAACUCAAAAUGUUUUUAGUUUUUUAUGAAAGCAGCAGAUUGCAUUUUCGGAGACU